Messenger RNA from Pangasianodon hypophthalmus (striped catfish), 1816 nucleotides. RefSeq names its product leucine rich repeat containing 10 (gene lrrc10). The record is from RefSeq and is a predicted model, not a curated record. Lineage: Eukaryota; Metazoa; Chordata; Actinopteri; Siluriformes; Pangasiidae. The coding region runs from base 233 to 1099 and encodes 288 amino acids. Gene Ontology annotation, molecular function: protein binding. The transcript is spliced from 2 exons.
GCAAGCUAAGCUGAGUAUCAUCUUUGGCACUCACAGGAGUCUGCAAGCUCAGAGCAAGGCACAGGGAGUGCGGAGUGCAGAGUGCAGGGCAAGAAAACCAUCACAUUCUUUUUGAAAAAAAAAAAAAGAUUUAAUCAUCAGGAAGAGAGACUCAUACAAGUCUUCAAAAGGAACUUUCUGCAGCUCUUUACUCAUCUACUUCAUGAAGGGACCAUGAGCGUGGGAUGGAGUAAUGGGAAAUGUUAUUCGGGGAGCUGUGGCCUUCAUUCCAUCAGACCGAUGCGAGCGAUUCUUGGUAGGGGACUUGAAGGAGAUGCCGCAUGAUUGCACCUUGGACCUGAGUAGCCGUCAUCUUCAUCGCUUUCCCCUUAGAGUAUGUGCCUUCAGAGACCUUGUUAAACUUUAUCUGAGUAAUAACCACUUGAACAGUCUGCCUCCUGAGCUUAAUAAUCUGGAAAAGCUUCAAAUUCUGGCUCUGGACUUCAACUGUUUUGUGGAACUGCCUUUGGUUGUUUGCAGUCUUCGGCAACUUAACAUCCUCUACCUUGGGAAUAAUCAACUUUACAAACUGCCAAAAGAGCUGGGUCAGCUCAGUGAACUAAAGACAUUAUGGCUAGACAACAACCGCUUUACAAAGUUCCCAUCUGUAGUAUGUAAGCUUUCCGACCUCAGAACUCUUCAUCUGGGUUACAAUCGGUUUCGUAGCUUGCCUGGUGAGCUGGCAAGGUUAAAAGAGCUGCGAUGUAUUUGGUUAUCAGGCAACGUCCUGAAUAAAUUUCCACCAGUGCUUCUUGAAAUGCACUGUUUGGAAGUGAUUGAUGUAGACAGGAACCACAUACAGCAUUUUCCACCACUUAUUCACUUGACAGGGCUUAAGAUUAUCAUCUAUGACCAUAAUCCAUGUGUUAAUGCACCUUUGGUAGGAGAAGGUGUGAAACGGGUGGGCCGCUGGGCUGACAGUGCUGACGAUGGAGAUGAUGAAGUUGAACGAAAGACAGAUGAAGUGUCCAUAGAAGAAAAGACAGCUGAAGUGUCCAUAGUAGAAAAGACAGCUGAGAUGUCCAGAGAGGUGACAGAACAGCUGCCAGAGAACGAGUAAGAGGAACUGUACAACUAUGAUAUUAAUGUCUAAUAUAUCCAGUGUAGCAAACAAUGAACAGUAAUACUCACAUAUGUUUCUUAGCUGAUCUUGUAAAAGAAAAAUUCUAGAUAUAACAAUGGUUUGUGAAAAUAUGUUCUCUGAAAUAAUGAAAGAAACAAUUUAGGAUAACUUUAGCUCUCACACUACUACACAGAUUUUUUUUAUAUAUAUAAUAUGCAAGAACUUACGUUUUUCUGCUUUAUGAUUCCUUGAUUUCUGUAAAGAUAUAUCAUUUCUGUUUUAGAGAUUAUCUUGAAUUAAAAUGUAUGGGGUAUUGAAGGGUAUUCUAAUGAUGAAUUGCUAAAUUCCAGCAAUGUACCUCACCUCCUCAAUAAUGCAUGUGGGAAGUGACAGAUUUGGGUCUCCAGUUUAAUAUAAGACCUUUAAUAGGUUUUUAAUCAUCAUUCUUGCUGUUUCUGGUAGCUGGUGGAGUGUUGAGUAGACUACUGUUUUCUGCAAAGAUUAACCUCGUUUUAGCAACUUUGUGUGCUGCAUUUUUGCCCUCAUUAAUAGAAUUCAUAGAAGUAUAUAUGAAGUUACACCAGUAAGCUAACAUUCAGAUGGGAUAUUAUGUGCAUUUGGGAUUAUUGUCAGCAAUGUUUAUGAGAUUGUCACAGCUUCUUUUUGAAGUGUGUUGUUUUCACGAAUUGCACAAUAAAAUGUACCAAAUUCCAA